AUGCCCGUAAGUAAGGAAGACAGAGAGAAAAGUGUGAGGAGGCCUGAAAACAGUGUCGUUUUCAAUGAUUUUAGCGAUGAAUAUGUAGUGUCAAACGAACUGGAUACUGGUGCACCGCCUGCCGCAGCAGAAAAUGCAGCCAGUGCAGAAGCGGCAAGGUGUGCUGAGGUAAGAAGAAAGCUGCAAAGCAAAACCCAAGCAGAGGCGUGCAAUCUGGCAGAAGCCCACAGAAAAGGCAGCUGCGAGGAAGGGCAGGAGGAUGUCUACAAAGAGAUCCAAAAGGUCAAAAAGACAGUAGCCCGGCUGAGCUCUAUUUUGUUUAAAAUCACAAAGGGGAGGCCUCUGGAAGCAAAAGAGCCCGUUCAAGCGCCUUUGUCAAGCCCUGCAAAAGGCACGAGUGCCCUGGAAGAUGCCGAUCUAAGGAAAAAAGUCUUUGUGCUGGAGGAAGACCUGAAGAAGGCCAAUGUAACUAUAGGCAUUCAGAACACCCAGAUAGACAUAAAACAGAAAAAAAUAGACAGGCUGGCUGAGAUGGUGGAAAUUCUGAAAGAGAGCACAUACCUUUGCAGAAAGCCUGAAGACGGCAGAAGAGUGCAGGAGGCCUCGGGUGAGGGCGAGGGCCAGGAGCUCAUGGCACAAGCUCUCUCUGCGAAGUUGCACAACGCGCUGGCUAUUUCAAAGACUGAGCUCUCCAAAUAA
Molecule: messenger RNA, 699 nt
Organism: Nematocida major
Lineage: Eukaryota; Fungi; Microsporidia
Exons: 1
Coding region: 1-699 (232 amino acids)
Source: RefSeq, a predicted model, not a curated record